Molecule: messenger RNA, 1317 nt
Organism: Sporothrix brasiliensis 5110
Lineage: Eukaryota; Fungi; Ascomycota; Sordariomycetes; Ophiostomatales; Ophiostomataceae
Exons: 2
Coding region: 1-1317 (438 amino acids)
Source: RefSeq, a predicted model, not a curated record
AUGCGUCCGGAGAGCCACGCCUGCCCGACCAGAGAAAGAGAUCCGGACGCUUUCUUUGCUGCAUACGACGCUGCCAAAAAGAAGUAUCUGUCGGCGCUUCUUGCCAGGCUUAACGUCGAUGCGCUUCAGGCAAUUGCCACGCGAGCGCGUGAUGGAAUUUCUUGCAGUAUUCCAUCUUUGUCGCAGGACCUGAGCGAAGCCACCCGCUUAUCAACCGUGUCACGUCAAUGUGGCGGUCAAAACGCACACGUGGACGUCGUGUUCACGGAUGGCGUAACGUGGCUCGCCCGGUUACGGCUGGAUGAUCCGCUGUUACCGCCAGCCGAUGUGCAAGAAAAGGUCAUUGAAAGCGAGGUGGCUACACUGCACUUUCUCGCCAAGACCAAAGUCCCGGCACCUCACGUGUAUGCCUACGCAUCAACGGCGGCCAACCCGGUCGGAACUCCAUAUAUCCUGAUGGAGAAGUUGCCUGGCACGCCGCUGGACUGGCCGAGCACCAGCCCGGCCCAGCAAAAGCACGUGCUGGAGCAGCUCGUGGAUAUAUACCUCGAGCUCGAAAAGCAUCCGUUGCCGCAAACUGGCUGCUUGAUGUUCUCCAAAGACAAGAAGGAUGUGCACGUCGGUAGCUUCGUCCAGGCGCCAAACAUUGUUACACCCUCGUCAACACUGGGCCCCUUUCGGACACUGACCGCGGCAUACAUGUCCAUACUUGGUCAUCAGAUGGCAAUGCUGGCCAACGGUGAGUACGGUGCCCUUCGUGUCGACAAUUACCUCUCUUUUCUAUGGAGAAAACAAGCCCUCGCACAACUCAUCGAUGACGAACACAGCAACAAUGGGCCAUUUUACCUUAAACACUAUGAUGACAAGGGAGACCACCUCCUCGUCGAUGCCGAUUUCAACAUCACCGGCGUGAUCGACUGGGAGUGGGCAUCCGUCGAGGCGAAGCCUUACGCGUUUGGCUCACCCUGUAUGCUGUGGCCUGUCGGCGAGUUUUACGAGGGAAGCAACAUUCUCGCAGCCAAUGAGACUUUGUUCGCUGAAUUGAUGUCCUCGCGCGGUGGACGAGAUGAUUUGGCAACACUGGUGCGUGACGGGCGGCCAUGGCAGCGCUACCUCUUUUUUCUAGGCGGCGGGCUACCGUCGACGUUGGAUGAAUUUGAGCCGCUGUUUCGUGGCCUACAAAAUGCUUUUUCGGGCGGCGGCAAGGAAAUAAAAGUACCAUACCGAUACGCGGAGUGGAAGAGUCAAGUUAUUGACAACUUUAUAAAAGAAGAUCCGGACUUUGCCACGUUGGUGUCAAAGGCAGGUGAGGAGUAG